AUGAAUGGUACAAAGAAAGUUCGCGGUAGAUCAAGUGAAAAUACUAUGGAAGAAUAUCAGUUGACAAUGAGACUGUUGGAAAUGUUACAAAGAACAGGAUACGAAUUAGUGCAAGAAAAUGGACAACGUCGUUUAACUGCUCCAGAGAUCGUACGAGGUGAAAAACAACGUGUGAAAGGUGCUGAAAUUUUCCUCGGUCGUCUUCCGCGAGAUUGUUACGAGGAUGAACUAAUGCCAGUUCUCGAAAGAAUCGGUCGUUUAAUGGAAUUACGUUUAAUGCUCGAUUUUUCCGGAUCAACUCGCGGCUACGCAUUUGCAUUGUUCGAAAAUUCAAAAAUAGCAAGAUACGCAUGCGCAGAACUUGACGGUUAUGAAAUUCGACCCGGCCAUCGUAUUGGUGUUGUUAAAUCGGUUGAUAACUGUCGGCUGUUCUUCGGUGGAGUACCCAAGAACAAAAGCAAGGAAGAAUUUCUGGAAGAGUUGAAUAAAAUCCUUGAGGGUAUUACUGAUAUUUAUCUGUAUCCAAGUGCACACGACAAGACGUUAAAUCGCGGUUUCAUUUUCGUCGAGUUCAAAGAUCAUAGAGCAGCAGCAAUGGCAAGACGGAAGUUAAUACCUGGAAGAGUUAUGUUAUGGGAUCAUGAAAUUGCGGUUGAUUGGGCUGAUCCCGAACCUGGUGAUCCUAUCGACGAAGAAAUUAUGGAAAGUGUUACUGCCUUAUUUGUACGAAAUUUAUCUUUGGAUAUGUCUCAACAAAAAAUUCGAGAAAUCUUUCAAAAAACUACGAGAAUUCCUAUCUUAAAAUUAAAGAAAAUCAAUCACUUCGCCUUCAUACACUAUGAAAGUCGUCAAGCAGCACAAACUGUAAUGAACAUUAUGACAAGUAGUAAUAGCAUCGCUGAGUGUGAAGGUUGGGAAAUACGUUGGGCAAAGCCAAUUGGAGCUACGAAAAUUCUUGAAAGACAACGAUGUAUUAACGAAGCUAUAGCAAAAUCAAAUCCACAUAAUCUUCAGCAGAAUUGUAUUAAACUCGCGCCAACGAAAAAGGCCAUUUGUAAGAAAGCCGUGGACAUGAACGCCAACAAUAUAGUCGAUAUAACUUCAGUACAUAUGAAUGCCUUACAAAACUUCAUUAAAGGAAAGCUCAACGCUACUUGCCAUUUUAAGUGUUUGCGUACAGCGGGUGCACCCAAUUUUAUCUGCAAAAUAACUAUCUUUCAAGAUGGUCACACUCUCAUCGAAUAUCAUGGGGAACCAAUGCCAACGAGCCAAAACGCUGUUGUCGUUGCAUGCACAAAGAUGUACCAAUUUAUAGUCAAUACAUUCCCGGAUCACACACUACCGGAAAACAUGUACUAUUGCACGGAGCACAAACUAGACAUUAAUCCUGUGGGUGGGGCACCAGUCAACUGGAAUAGGGAAGUAAAUUAUAAUUAA
Molecule: messenger RNA, 1437 nt
Organism: Eufriesea mexicana
Lineage: Eukaryota; Metazoa; Arthropoda; Insecta; Hymenoptera; Apidae
Product: RNA-binding protein 47
Exons: 5
Coding region: 1-1437 (478 amino acids)
Molecular function (GO): RNA binding
Source: RefSeq, a predicted model, not a curated record